Odocoileus virginianus texanus is the source of this 9215-nucleotide messenger RNA. RefSeq names its product muscleblind like splicing regulator 3 (gene MBNL3). Gene Ontology annotation, molecular function: RNA binding; metal ion binding. Gene Ontology annotation, biological process: regulation of RNA splicing. Gene Ontology annotation, cellular component: nucleus. NCBI's taxonomy places the organism in Eukaryota, Metazoa, Chordata, Mammalia, Artiodactyla, Cervidae. The record is from RefSeq and is a predicted model, not a curated record.
UCUGCAAAGUGUCUUCUCUGAAAACGCUGCAGCUUGGAUUCCACCUCAGAGCUGUCUCUUUCUAAACCCCUCUCCCUACCACCAUCACUGCCACCUCUCCCCACCCUGCACCCCCCCAAAAUUUUUUCAAUUUUCAUAGUCAUUUUCUCUCCUCCUGAUUUUGCAACCAAAAGAAAAAUUUUGCGGUUGUAACAUCCUACCAAUCCUAGUCUUUAAAUCCAAGAGAUAGGGACAAAACCUUUUCUCCCCUUGAUCUGAGACCAUUCCACAAAUUGACGGGCAGCCAGCAGCAUUUGCUCUUUUGUAAGAAUAACUGAGAACAUCAACUGGAGAACACAGAAUCCUUUUGAAAUUCUGCCAGUUAUUUGAAGUAACUUUGGCAGAGGAAAAACAAAACACUCAGUAUCUUAACGUUGACAGUUGCCUUCUUAGGAGUUGGUCUCUAAUGUGAUUUUUAGUUACUCUGAUACAAUUUUUAUUUUACAGUGGACUUUUUGUUUGACCACUGAGACCGAAUUUGACUUAGAUUCAACCCUAAGUGCUAACAAAGAAGCAUUUCACCAAAGCAACCUGUUAGCUCUUCACAUUUAGCUGGAAUUUAUUUUUAAGCUUUCAACAGCAGCACUAAUAGUGCUCUAGAGAGGGUGUACUUGAUUUUAAGUUUGCUUUCAGUAUGGCAGCUGUCAGUAUUGCCCUGGUUCGUGAUGCCAAGUGGCUGACUUUGGAAGUGUGUAGAGAAUUUCAGAGAGGAACCUGCUCUCGAGCUGAUGCAGAUUGCAAGUUUGCCCAUCCACCAAGAGUUUGCCAUGUGGAAAAUGGUCGUGUGGUGGCUUGUUUUGAUUCUCUAAAGGGCCGGUGUGCCAGAGAGAACUGCAAGUACCUUCACCCUCCUCCACAUUUGAAAACGCAGCUGGAAAUUAAUGGACGGAACAAUCUGAUUCAACAAAAGAGUGCCGCCGCUAUGUUCGCCCAGCAGAUGCAGUUUAUGUUCCAGAAUGCUCAGAUGCCACCAUGCUGUAAUUCUUUUCCUGUGAAUCCUGCGAUUGCAGCUAAUCCUGCCAUGGCUUACAAUCCUUACUUACCUCCUCAUCCUGGGAUGGGCCUGGUCCCCGCCGAACUGGUACAAAACACACCUGUUCUGAUUUCUGGAAACCCACCUCUUCCACUGCAAGGGGCUAUUGGUCCAAAACCGAUCCGUUCAGAUAAACUGGAGGUUUGCCGUGAAUUUCAGCGAGGUAAUUGUACCCGUGGUGAGAAUGAUUGCCGCUAUGCUCACCCUACUGAUGUGUCCAUGAUUGAGGCAAGUGAUAAUACUGUGACCAUCUGCAUGGAUUACAUCAAAGGUCGAUGCUCCCGAGAGAAAUGCAGGUAUUUUCAUCCUCCUGCGCACUUGCAAGCCAAACUCAAAGCAGCUCAUUACCAGAUGAGCCAGAUGAACCAUUCAGCUGCCACUGCAAUGGGCCUUCAGCCUGGUAUACUUCAGCUGAUACCAAAGAGAUCGGCACUUGAAAAGGUCAAUUGUGUCCCCCCAGUCUUUAAUCCCAGUGUGUUCCACUGCCAACAGGCUCUGCCUAACAUGCCGAUGCCGCAGCCGCAGCCGCAGCCGCAGUUCAUUCCUACAGGGCCAAUACUGUGCAUGGCACCCGCUUCAAGUGUUGUGCCCAUGAUGCACAGCGCUACACCUUCCACCAUGUCUGCAGCACCACCACCUGCUGCCAGCAUUCCCUUCGUUGCAACAGCUCCAGGCAAUCAGUUGAAAUUCUGAACAACAGAGUUACAGAUUACCAGAAUCUCUCUGUGAGGACCUCCGCGUGGCCUUUCUAUAUUCAUUCACGUAUGUCCUCUUCUACCAACACAACAAUAAGCGUGGUGCAGUCAAUAUAUUAAACAUGCCAACCAACAAAUUCAAAGAAAAAAUAAGGCAUUAAACAAAGGAGAUGUUAAAACACAAAUGGAAAAUGAAAUAACUACCAUCUAUCUUAUUUGAAUUAUUAUGUAAAACAGUAUAACGUUUUAUAAUUUAUCAUGUGUUUCUCUGUGAUUUCCCAGUAACUAUUAUGCUGAGUGAAUCUCUAAAGUGGACUGUUGGCUUAUUGUGCAUUCUUGGUGGAUAAAUGUUUCUCUGUUUUGAAGUGUUAACCAGUUUGUUUACACAGUAGUCUAUUGGGCUGAUUUAGAAUGUAACACAUAUAUCCAGUACCAUUUUCUUCAUUAUUGUAUCGUAUUGUUGUGUAUUGUGUUAGGUUUUUACAUAGUAUAUAGUGUUUUGCUGUAAUGUGUGGUGUUUGAUUUUAACUAAAAUGUUAUCAAUGGGAAACAGAAACACAUGUGCUUGAAAAAGAUGACAGGUUAAUAUUGAUAUGCUCUCUCUUUAGAAUAUUUCUGUAGGUUUCUUGAGGCAGACAUUUAAAGGGCCUCUCUUUUGAGUAUGUCUAAAACCUGUUCGUAAACAUGCAUGUAUAUAAUUUGUACCUGUAGAUCUGAUCUUGUAUAGUACAGUCAACGUUACUAGAUUUUUUUGUGAGAGAGAAAAAUUACCUGAAAAUAGCAGGGAACUUCUUAAAACAUUAACCUGAAUUUCACUCCUUAAGUAGCUAAGCUACUUAAAGUAAAUUCUGGAUUUACCUUUAAAUGGUUUUCUCAGCAUUUAGACUAUGAAUUGUGUAAAGUGCCCAUUACAGUUUUUUGUGGCUCAAGAAUCCUGUCUUCUAGGUUGAGUGUCUAAAACUGAGCGAUUUGUAAUCUUCAGCUGAAAAAUUGGUCCUGGGAGCUUAAAGGUAUUCUGACUACAGGUUAUAAAUUAAGUAGAGAGAGGAGGGGCAUGGAGAUAGUUUUUACAUUUUGGAGGAAGUGUGUAAAAACCAUUGCACUGUAACCUUUGAUACAAGUGCCAUUUUCCAAAUGGAAAUGGCUCAUGCUCUUUACACUACUCUGAAUAACAAGGAAGAUGCAAUCUGGAACAGUCAGUCAGGGUGAAGGAAAAUUGGUUCCCAGUGAGGCCUUUCCUCCCCAAAUGGACAGUCUUUUCUGUUGAUCACAGUUGGAGACAAGAGUAUAGGUUUGGAGAAAUGGCAGGGCUGGGGAAGGAGGGAGGGAGCCACUUGAAAUUACUCUUCAAUUCAUUUAAAAUUUCUAGGGAAGGAUGGCCACAGUUGUCUUUAGUUUCAGUUCAACUGAGUUUUCCAUUUUGUUAAAACAUUUCAGUGAAGGAGCAAGCACCUGGGAUAUAUGUUACUGAUACAUUUUCACCGUCCCAAACUUUAUUAGCAACAGAAUCUGUCGUAUCACAACCAAACUUCUUUUUUGUUUCUUUGGAUUUCUUUUUUUUUAUAUGUUUUGAAAAUUGUAAGAGAGUUUGUAACACCCUUUAGAUGAAAUGGAGUGACUGCACUCCACAGAACUGACCUGAAUUCACACUACUAAUACUUUUGAAAUAAUUGAAUAGCCAAGUAAAAUAGUAAUUAAUUCCUAUGGUAUGUCACAUACCUCCUCCACCCCACUCAGUUAUUAAAGUUACUGUUAUUAAUGAGUGGUAGAACCACGUGAUAAUUUGCAUCAGUUUAGAUAGAUUUAGUAUUUUCUAUUAAAUAUAUGUUCCCUCACUGGAAAGUACAAAGUCAUCAAAUUUGCUGUAUGUCCCAAGUUUAUUAUUCUCCUUCAUGAAAAUGACAAGCCAAGGGAAAAUCGGGUUUUGGAUACCUCAAGCCAACUAGUAGUAUUUGAAGCACAGAACAGUGGAACUGGCAAAAACCUUUUCACCGCCAGGGCAUGUGACUUGUCCAGGACUGCCUAGCUACUUGGUAGAAGUUGGACCCUGAAAUAUCUCCUGACUCCUGGUUGUUCCUCCAUUUCACGUUGUCUGUGCUUCAGAACAUUUGAGACUCCAGCCCAAAGCAGAUCAUUUUGGCUCAGAAUAACAAAAGAGCAAAAUUAACUCUUCAGUAGCUGAUAUCCUGUUGAACUUAAUCAUCAAUUCAAAACAUGAUCAUCAGUGAUUUCUAAGUGAUCUUGCUUGUAUUGAACCACUGUCAUCUGCUAACGGCGUUGUCUGGAGUUAGAGAACAAGAGGCGUGUUGACUUUUACCUACUGGUCCUUUGAACCACUUAAUUUCUGUUUCCCAAAAUCUUAACUCUGUACUCUGGCAAUGUUACUUGUGUUUGGAGCUGAGUUUUAUAAAACCUGUCCUGGGGCCUCUCCAGAAGGGCAGAUUUGACCGAGGAAGGAUGUACCUCAGCUACUCUAGAUGUAUUCCUUAAAAGAGACAGAGACAUCUUCAGUGUGAAAUGAAGUUUUUUGGGUCAUUUGACGUUUUGAUACAGCAUACUGUCUAAUUUUUAAACUUCUGACAAAGAUGUACAUGGACAGUAAGCCUUGAGUACAGCUGUUUGCAUGUUGCCUUAAGCACUGGAAGACAUGAAUGAAUAGUGAUGUACUUUUAAGUAAGAGGUUCGGUGAGAGAUAUUCAGGGUAGUGGUAUUUUUGGUGCCACAAUUUUUUUAUAUUGUUGGCAUUUUAAAAGUUGCUUUGUGAGUGAAUUUAGAGAAAGAAAACUCAAAGCACUAAGGUUCUGAUGUGAAAGAAUUUUGACAAAAAUGCAAUAUUAAGAUAGCACUCUUUAGUUGUGCAAUGACUUAUUCAAAUGAUCUUUAUUCAAGAAAAGACAAGUCAUAGACUAUAAAGUUCUGGUGAAAAAGAGAAGUCACAAAACUAAUCAGUGACUCUAAACGACAAUUUACUGGAUUAAGUGUAUAUAUGUAAAAUUCUAAUCACUUGUGAUUCUUAGUUAACAUUUUAUAAGCUUUGUAGUUUAUAAGAGCCUCUUUUAUUUGUCCAAAAUUAUUGUUUUUGUCCUCUCAGUCUCUUUCAAAAAUACACAAGUGUGCUGCAACUUGGAUAAAAACAGGUCAUGUAUACAGAGAAAAUAAUCUAAAUGUUUAAGAGGGUUUUAGUAAUGUCAAAUUUCUAAAAGCACUAUGUGACCGUAACAUAAGUAUGUUUUAAAGAGGGAUUAAAGUUAAAUUUAAAUGGAUUCAUAAAAUCACUAUGUAAAAAACAGUAUUUGCUUUCGCAGUUGGAGCAUGAUUCCUCAACUAGCUGUUGCAUUUCAUUUCACUUGUCUAGAGUCUUUAAUUUGCAGUUAAUUGCGAUGUGUAAAGCCAUCCUCUGCCAACGCCAUCAGUCUUCUCCAUCCAUUCCUGAACACACUGAAGCACUUUGAUCUUGCCAUCAGUGUUGUCCUACACCACUAGGCUGUGUUCACUAAUGGGCAGCCUCAGCUCACCAGCUUUCCAGUUUGGGCAAACAAGUACCUCCUCCCUACCAUCAGCAGGAACCAAAUAAAAUGAAUCAUUACAGCAUGAAUCUCUUUUUUCAUGGCACGACCAAGAAGCACAGUGAUGUCCGAUUAAGGACAACAUUGGCAUUAAAUUUUAUUAAAUAACAUAUAGGGAAGGCCCAUGUGCUACUUGGAACGUUAUUUCGGCCUUCCGCUACUCCUUUAGAGAGUUUAUGAGGAUGCUCUUAGAUGAAAUGCAGCCACAGGUUUUCAGGUUAUUUCAGUCUGUAGGGUAGGCUGUGAUGCACAGAAUGAAUAGAAACUGGAAUCUUCUUUCUUUGAAUCUCUUCUACAUUUCACACGUUUAAAUAGAAAUAGGGAAAUACGAUCUCCCAAUUCUGUUGAAUAGAUUUAGGAAGAUGGUGGCCUCACUUUUUAUCAGUGCCUGGCAAAGGCAAUAGAAUAAACACUAGGUAACAGAGUAUAACAACUUUUUUUUUUUUGCAAGUUUAACUGAUAGCACCUAAUCCAACUGUAAAUAUAAUUACAAAUAAGGUUCUGAGCACCAGCUCACUAAUUGGUGCCAUGUUUUCCUUUUUCUUGUUUUUAAGGUUUUUAUUUUGUUUCUUUUUCAUAUCUUUAAGUAGUUCAUGAAUUUAACUUUGAAGGAGAGUUAGAGAAAAUUUUAAGAUUUUACUCCAUGUAUUCAACCCGCCUAGAUAGAUCCUCAACUGACACUGAAGCAAGGUGUAGAGUCUAGUUCAUGACUAUUUCUUACAGUUCACAAGAACUUAACUUUAUAUACAAAUAAUAAUUUUUAACUAAUUAUAUUUAGUUGUUGCUUCAGCAACAAACCUACAACAUGGCUACCUUUAGACAUUUUUUUGUGUGUGAAAAUUUUACUUGUAAAACCGGUUUUUUGACAGUGUGGCAUGUAGCACAUAUAGCUCAAAGCUCAGAUAUAGAUAUGGUUGAUUUUUCUUUUUAAUCCCAAAGUUCCCUGUGAAAACUGAAUUUGCGUCCUUCUGUGACUUUUUGAGCAAAAAGUUUACAACAUGUGGAUUCUAGAAUCAGGCUUUAGAGCGAUAGAAUUUGUUGUGUGGAUAGGGUUAUUCCACAGUAUUUAGACACAAUUGUAUUCAUAAUAUGUCCUGAUCUCUCUUUAUAACCUUACUUAUUCAAAAUUUCUCAAGUGGCAUAGCUGUAGCUACAAAAAUUUUCUUACUCAAAUCUAUCCAAAGGAGGGUUAAAGAAUGACAAAAGCACAGAUUACAUUCAUUCACAUUAGUGAACUCAUUCAUACAGAUACUGUGGAAUGACCCCAUAACAGUGUUGAAGAGACAUAUGCUGCAGUUAACUGAUGGUCUCAGUUAGGGUGCGACCGUGUGAGACACACCUUUUUUGCACUUAUGUACAUAGUUCAUGAAAGUGACCCUUGGAGUUGUUUUUUUUUAAUAUAAGAAGUCUGUGAUAAUAGUGGAAAAGUUAGUAAGAGAGAGUUAUUUCUAAGACUUUGAGAAGAAAGUUUUUUUUUUUCCUACAAGACUUAACUAAAGCAUGAUGUUGCUUUCCUGUUGUGGAGGCUUUCUAGUUCACUACAGCUCACCAUAAGACAAGACUGGUGGCAGGCAGGUGAAGUGACAGCUUCAGCCAAUGGCACUAAACAAAAGUUCAGGUACUUCAACUUUUAGCAAGAUCGCUAGCAAAGAUUGUUAUGUGAAUUAAUCCUCAAACACACAUGCACACACAACCCCAGGCAGGUUUUUGGUGCUAAGGUCUUCUUUUUUCAAUGGUUACAAGCAGUGAAAUACCUUGUAAGCUGCAAGAGGGAUAUUCCCAUUCUGAUCCAAUGAGAUUUCAUCUUUCACAGAAAAUGAUCAAUUGAGAUAUAUCGGUUAUAUCAAUUAAUAUAUAUUUAAGUGACAAUCAAAUUGUUAACCCUCGCCACUAUUUCCCCUUCAAUAUCCAGAAGCCAAAACCAAAUUGGCAACUAUUGAAAGAUAUAAUUUAACAGUUAAAUAUGACCAGCACAGGGCAUUUCAUCCCCCCCAACAAAGGGGAAAAAAUAGUCCUGACACAAUUUUAUAUUUACUUUAUACCUGCUCAGUGGAAGCUAUUUUUUGACUUACCUUUAGCAGAUUAGACAGUGCUUCACUGUGCCACUUCAGCCUCCUACUCUUUUAACCAAACAGAAGAGAACCAGCCAAAAUCUUACAUAUUAAUACAUUGGAGCUAGAAAAGAAUGUCAGACCAUCUCUGUCGAUUUCAGCUCCCAUGUCACCUACAAAUCACCAUUUAUCUUUUUGUUUCCUCCAGGCAGUGAGGCUUAGAAAAAGGUCAAGGUUAGAAAGGUUUAAGGAUAGAUCACCAUACCGACUUUGAGGCCUUCCCAUCUUGAGACCUGUUGUCCUUGCCCUGGAAAAGGAGCCCAUCUUGGGGUUGACGGAAUUGGUGUUAGUAUUGUUACCGAUUUUGAUAGUUCUCACUUACAGAGACAUGAAAAUAAACCAAAGCCAGAAAGCAAUCCAAGCCUUACAGUUGUCCAAUAGCUCAGGGCCAGUUGGUCAGAAAUUUGUUUUUUUUUCCCCCCUUCAAUACAUGAUCACUUACUUACAGCUAACAACCUGACCAUCUGAUCAGCAUUUCCAUUGAUGUAAAAUGUAAGCAUUCAUUCAUUUUGUAGUUAGGAACUCCAACUUUAACCUUACCACCAACAUAUUUUCCCAGCUUAACCCAUGUUCUUAUGUUAAUAUUUCCUUGUGAAAAUAUAAGCCACAUGAAUAUAUUUUCAUAAGGUCAAUAGAAAUAUAGUAAGAUUUUAUGUUAGGCAGAAUCAACUCUAAAAUAGUAAGAACGAACCUAGAAGCAUCACAAAAGGUAAUCAGUUCAUUGAUGGCACGUUGUGCGUACUGACAGCCACUGGCUCAUACUCUUUAGAGCUUAAACACAGUGCUGUCUUUUAAGUAAGUAAAAUUAGAGGAUGAAAGGACCUCUAUUAAACCCAGAAAAGGAUUUAGUUUCACUAAUUCAGUUUCUAUCCCCUACACUUCUUCCCUGGAAGAGAACUACCCAUCAAUACCCCAAAGCAGGAUCAUCCCAGAGGCAUUUUAUCUUUCUCUUUAACCAUCCUCUAUUAUAGCAUACUUAGGAAAGGUAUCACUGUGAAAUAAAUCAAGCUACAUCAUAUUACUUUAACUUUUUUUAAGAAAAAAACCUCUAUAAAAGUAACCCAACUUUAAGCAGUCCUCUUUUCCCACACACAACCUAAGCAUUUAUCUGUCAUAGAACUGCAUGAUUGCAAAGCUUUAUUUCUGUAUACAGAUGCUAUUUGUUAAUGAUGGAAACCAAAUUAUUUUGUUGCUGUGUCUUUCGUGUCUAGCAGUUGAGAGAAUUAUUAUGACUAUUAUAUCAUUGGAUUUGAGGGUUGCCCUUGUCAAAAUCAAUUUCCUUUUAUUAUUGUUGUUGCUUUAAUUAUUAGAAAAUGAACCAUUCGUUACAUGCACCAAAAUUACAAGAAUUUAAAUAAGACUUUUAAAAGAUACUCCUAAAUAUAUUCUUUUUUACGAAGCUAACUCUGUGCAUUCAUAUAACAACAGUCUGGUAUAAUGUAGAAAAUGGAAGCACAUAUUUUGGAUAGAAAAAUGCUGAUUUACAUACAAUUUAAAAAUUAUUAGCCCUGUGAAACAAUUAUAGAUUUAAAUAAUGAUCAUAAUACUUAAUAAAUAUAAACUGUUCCCAUCAUAUUUUGGCUCCAAAAUGCAACAGCUCAUUUCCUCAACUGCUAUCAGUAGGUCAGAUGCUUUGAUUUUUUUUGUUUUUGUUUCUCCAAGUUAUAUGCUCUACUGCUUGUUUGUGUUUAGAAGUGUGCAUUAUGCAAUUCAUUUUAUGCUAUUUCCACGUUGUUUAUUUUUUGUUCUUUUAAUAAAAUGUGUAAAUUUC